CGCGAAGCGAAGGCACGUACUACUGACGCGCACAAAGAUACACACACGCACGCAGGCAGGCACAAGAAACAAAACCGCGCCUCUCCCCCUCGUCCGUUCCGAUCCCCAGCGGAAAGCGGAGCCAGGACCGGGAGCUGAAGCGGUUGUCUUCCCCCCCUCGUCUCCGUCAACUGGUGAGCUCCCUCCUCCACCUCCUCUCCCUGCUCUUUGAUCUCGCCCUCGCUUCUUCCUCCCCAGCCGGCCAUCAGUUCCGGCGACUGCUUCCUUCGUUCGUCCCCGCCGCCGCCGCCGCCGCUGGACUCUUUCCGAAUUGCUCUGUCUAUCCUGUGCCGUGGAUCGAGUUGCUUCCGGAGGCGACGCGGUGAUGUUCUGCUCGUGCGCGCGAUGCAGCUGGGAGCACUGCUUUCUCGACUCUGUUUCUCCUUGCACUGAUUCAGCACCCCCACAAGCCAGCAAGAUGGACGGGUUCGUGGACCCCUUCGUCCCGGAACAGGCAUGGCCGCAGGACGCCAUGUUCAUCGGCUCAUCCUGGCCAUGCGCCGGCGCCGGCGCCACUUCCCUCGCCGACCCUGCAGGGACGUACGCGUACCUGGGAGCUCAGGCUGCACCAGGCCAAGGCGCAGGCUUUCACCUCCAAGACGGCUCCUCCACGGCGCUCGUGCCGCCCUUGGAGCUGCACCAGCAGUUCCUGAGCGCGCACCUGCCGGGCGACGACGUGACCGUGACCCAGGAGGAGGGCCUCGGCUUCGAGGUGAACAGCGCGCUGGUGGCCGGCAUGCUGGGCCCGGUCCUGAGCGCGCCCUGCGCGGUAUCGCUCGCCGACAGCGCGCCGGUGGUGUGCAGCUCCUCCAACGACAGCAGCGGCGGGAGCGAGCAGUCCGGCCUGCCGCCGCCGCCGCGGUUCCUAGUCCUGGGAGAGCAGCCCGCGUCGUGGCCUUCCGCGUUCCCGCGGAUCUCGUCGCUGGCCGGGGAAGAGACUUCGCGGAGCUUCGGUUUCGGCGCGGUUAGCGACAACGAUCUCGUCCGUGGAUCCUCCUGUGUCGCGGACGUGAACAAGUAUCCACAGAUAGGCAAUGCGCGGCUACAUGUAGAGGAUGACGUUGAGUUCAACACUGGAAAGAUGCUGUCGUUCGCUCCUGGCCUUGACUUUGGCGAUCUGCAGCUCAGCCAAAAGGAACUCAGCGGUCUGCGUCACCUGAACUCUGGGCAGCAGCUCUCGUCGUUUGAUGCAACGCGUAAUCCUGAACAGUCGUCUAACGAGGCCAGCGGCGGCGGAACUGGGUUGAAUGCGCCGCCGUUCAUGGUUCCGGCCAAUGGGGCUGCUGGGAAUGGAGCUCCUAAGCCGCGCGUCAGGGCUCGCCGGGGCCAGGCAACUGAUCCACACAGCAUUGCGGAGAGGCUCCGAAGGGAGAAGAUCUCUGACAGGAUGAAGAAUCUACAGGAGCUCGUUCCGAACUCCAACAGGACUGACAAGGCAUCCAUGCUUGACGAGAUCAUCGAAUACGUCAAAUUUCUCCAGCUGCAAGUGAAGGUUCUCAGCAUGAGCAGGCUGGGCGCGACGGAAGCCGUCGUCCCGCUCCUUACACAGUCUCAGACCGAGAACUCCGGUGGUGGUCUUCUGCUGUCCCCUAGGUCAGGCUCAGGCAGGCAGCAGCAGGCACGCGGAGGCAGCCUGCCGCCGCCGUCGUCCGAGGUCCGGGACGGCGCGGCGUUCGAGCAGGAGGUGGCCCAGCUGAUGGAGAGCGACAUGACGACGGCGAUGCAGUACCUGCAGAGCAAGGGCCUGUGCCUCAUGCCCGUCGCGCUGGCGUCGGCGAUAUCGGGCCAGAAGGGGGCGUCCUCCGCGGCGGUCCAGCCGGAGAAUGGGGGCGCCAAGGAAAUGCUGCGCGCGGUGAAGCCCCUAGCAAGUCCAAUCCAUGGGAGAUGAAGUGUCCGGAUCCUAGACGGCUGGCUCAACGACGCAGUGCAGUCCCCGGCAUCAAAUCAAAGCCAUCUCCCGUUUAGAUUCCAAUGUCCUAACAGCCUGCGCCCUGUUUUGCAUGCUCCUUCCACAACUUGUAGCCAUAUCAUGAAGCCUGGACCUAGCUUACUACAUGUGCUCCAUCGCAAGAACGCGUAUUACUUUCUUAUUAAAACCCGCCAGGGUUCGGCGCGCUCUC
Molecule: messenger RNA, 2159 nt
Organism: Zea mays
Lineage: Eukaryota; Viridiplantae; Streptophyta; Magnoliopsida; Poales; Poaceae
Product: putative HLH DNA-binding domain superfamily protein
Exons: 9
Coding region: 365-1927 (520 amino acids)
Biological process (GO): regulation of transcription by RNA polymerase II
Cellular component (GO): nucleus
Molecular function (GO): RNA polymerase II cis-regulatory region sequence-specific DNA binding; DNA-binding transcription factor activity, RNA polymerase II-specific; protein dimerization activity
Source: RefSeq, a predicted model, not a curated record